CAAAAAGAUACAUAUAAAGAGGUGUAGAGAAUAUAUCCCAAUUCAAACAACAAAUAAAAACAUAUAUCUCAUUCAAAAAACUCAUUCACAAAUGCCAAUUCUCCCCCAAAUCAUUUCAACAAUUUUUUUGAUUUCAUUGGUUAUUGGCAUCUCAACUGGAAAUUGUAUUGUAGGCAAAUUUGUGCCGAUUGAAGACAAUAAAAUGCAUGCGCCCACAAACAAUUAUGCUCAAAACCAGCCUGGAGAGGCUAAUAAAUUAAUUGUUACUGGUGGAACAACUAAAUAUUCAAUAACCUUAAAAGAAGGAAAUAAUAAAUGUACUGCUCCAAAUGAUGGACAAGAAGUUGAGUGUCAAUUAUCUGGAAAGAAAUUGACAGGAGAAUUGAUAUUCUCAUUUUCUAAUGGAAUGGAAAUCGAAGUGCCAUUUAAAGAAGUUCCUUUCUUUGCCGGAAAUAAAUGUCAAAUCAAUCUUGUUGAUUAUAAUCGAGGAACACACGAAACUAUUAUUGAAAUUAACGGUGUAAAGGUUAAGAUUGUUUUGGAUAAGGAGAAUAAAAUUCCAAUUCAAGCUUGUAAAGGGGGGAAUUGA
Molecule: messenger RNA, 589 nt
Organism: Meloidogyne enterolobii
Lineage: Eukaryota; Metazoa; Nematoda; Chromadorea; Rhabditida; Meloidogynidae
Source: the annotation of a GenBank genome assembly